Molecule: messenger RNA, 1042 nt
Organism: Zea mays
Lineage: Eukaryota; Viridiplantae; Streptophyta; Magnoliopsida; Poales; Poaceae
Source: RefSeq, marked validated
ACCAGUCACCACUCACAUCCCGGACACCUCUUCCUCCCCUUCUUCACCCACUGCCACUGGCCUGGCCUCUCACGGGCCACAUAGCCAUGGCGACGACCAUCUCUACGCACAUCUACACCACCUCUUCUAGCGCUCCCUCCCAGGCCCCAGCUGCUGCAAGUAGGAGUACGUAGUAAGCAGCCGUACAUAGGUGAUAGGUUCAGUCAAUAGUUCAGAGAGAGGGUAGAGGUACGUAGGCAUAUAUAGAACUAUACAAGAACGGUAGAGACAGACAGGGCAGGGGAGAUGAUGCUGGGGAAGAGAUCCGGGCGCCCGUCGCCUACGGCGCGACAGCACAUGCGACGGACCACAAGCUUGACGGAGUUCGCGGCGCCCGACAAAGUGCUGGCGGACGUGGCGGAGGAGGAGGACGAGGAGCUGCAGUUGCUGCCGGCGCACGCGGAGGCGGCCGAGCUGGAGGGCCCCUACGGAUGGGCCAUCGGCGGCGCUGCGGCGGCCGGGCGGGCGGACUGGCUGGCGGCGUACCGCGCCCGCGCGGCGCCGGUUCUGGCGGGGCUCCGCCGGAACUCCGCCGACUUCUCGGCCGCCGAGACCGCCGCGUUCCUCCGCGCCUGCGGGCUCUGCAACCGCCGCCUCGGGCCAGGCCGCGACACCUUCGUGUACAGGGGAGACACGGCGUUCUGCAGCCUCGAGUGCCGGCAGCAGCACAUCACGAUCGAGGAGUGGAAGGAGAAGUGCGCGCUUGCCACGCCGCCGGCGUCCGACCCGGUGGUGCCGCUACCGCCCAGGCCCAGCGGCGCGGGCUCCGACAAACCCGCGACGGUCCUAGCCUCCAAGUCCUAGCUGCCUAAAUCGAUCUGGCGCGCCACGCCCACCACACACGUCACAUGCAUAUACUCCUACCUAGGCUAGCCGUCGUCAGCUGUAUGUUCAUCUGCGCGGAUGCUCAGCUCAGAGAGCACAUACUGUUGCUGGCUUGCUGCUAUGUUCAUCUGCGCGGAUGCAUGCCACGCAUACAUGAUACAUGCAUUUUGAUCUCAGU